AUGUUGUUUUUCCAGGUGAUCUUGACGCUCUUCGCAUCUGUAUGGGCCGUAAAGGUCGACAUUGACGUGACUCAUGUUCCAGCCGACUGUGACCAGAAAACCACCGUAGGCGACCACGUCCAGGUCCAUUACAAAGGCAGUUUGGAAGAUGGGACCGUGUUUGACUCAUCUUUCGGCAGACUGCCCAUUGGGUUCCAAAUUGGCGCGGGCAGAGUGAUUGCCGGCUGGGAACAGGGUCUUUUGAACAUGUGUGUGGGCGAAAAGCGUACCUUGACCAUUCCCCCGGAGCUAGGCUACGGCGCCAGCGGCAUCGGGCCCAUUCCGCCAAACAGUGUCUUAGUCUUCGACGUGGAGUUGGUGGAGGUGUAUCGGCCACACCAAGAGCUCUAG
Messenger RNA from Candidozyma auris, 390 nucleotides. Its product is annotated as peptidylprolyl isomerase family protein. The record is from RefSeq and is a predicted model, not a curated record. NCBI's taxonomy places the organism in Eukaryota, Fungi, Ascomycota, Pichiomycetes, Serinales, Metschnikowiaceae. The transcript is spliced from 3 exons. The coding region runs from base 1 to 390 and encodes 129 amino acids. Gene Ontology annotation, molecular function: peptidyl-prolyl cis-trans isomerase activity. Gene Ontology annotation, biological process: protein peptidyl-prolyl isomerization.